Molecule: messenger RNA, 1725 nt
Organism: Cuculus canorus (common cuckoo)
Lineage: Eukaryota; Metazoa; Chordata; Aves; Cuculiformes; Cuculidae
Gene: MORF4L1
Product: mortality factor 4 like 1
Exons: 13
Coding region: 117-1151 (344 amino acids)
Biological process (GO): regulation of DNA-templated transcription; chromatin organization
Cellular component (GO): nucleus; NuA4 histone acetyltransferase complex
Source: RefSeq, a predicted model, not a curated record
CCUGCGGCACGCACAGCGGCGCGCGGUGUGCGCUGGGUCCCGGCCGCGCGUGAUGCAGCGGCGGCGGCGGCGGCGCUGAGGCCCCCGCGGGGAGGGGGCGGCGGCGGCGCACAUAAAUGGCGCCCAAGCAGGACCCCAAGCCCAAAUUUCAGGAGGGUGAACGAGUGCUUUGUUUUCAUGGACCUCUCCUUUAUGAAGCAAAGUGUGUAAAGGUUGCCAUAAAGGACAAGCAAGUAAAAUACUUCAUCCAUUACAGUGGUUGGAAUAAAAACUGGGAUGAAUGGGUUCCAGAAAGCAGAGUGCUCAAAUACGUGGAUACCAAUUUGCAGAAGCAAAAAGAACUUCAAAAGGCCAAUCAGGAACAAUAUGCAGAGGGGAAGAUGAGAGGUGCUGCUCCGGGCAAGAAGACUUCUGGUCUGCAGCAGAAAAAUGUUGAAGUAUUUUUCAGACGAGAUGGAGCGCAUACUGUUUGCUGUUUGGAGACCCCUACAAUAUCGACGCGGAAAACAAAAAAGAAUAAACAGAAAACUCUAGGAACUGGAGAAGGGAGCAGUACCAGUGAUACUCCUCAGCCUCCUAGGAAGAAGAGGGCUAGAGUAGAUCCAACAGUUGAAAGUGAAGAAACAUUUAUGAACAGAGUUGAAGUAAAGGUGAAAAUCCCGGAGGAGCUGAAACCAUGGCUGGUAGAUGACUGGGACUUGAUCACUAGGCAAAAGCAGCUCUUCUAUCUUCCUGCCAAGAAGAAUGUUGACUCCAUUUUAGAGGAUUAUGCAAACUACAAAAAGUCACGAGGAAAUACUGAUAACAAGGAAUAUGCAGUCAACGAAGUUGUGGCUGGAAUUAAAGAGUACUUCAAUGUCAUGCUGGGAACUCAGCUGCUUUACAAGUUUGAGAGGCCCCAAUACGCUGAGAUUUUAGCGGAUCACCCAGAUGCUCCGAUGUCCCAGGUGUAUGGUGCCCCACACCUGCUGAGGCUGUUUGUACGAAUUGGAGCUAUGCUUGCUUACACUCCUUUGGAUGAGAAGAGUCUGGCUUUGCUCUUAAACUAUUUGCAUGACUUCUUAAAGUAUUUAGCAAAGAAUUCCUCCGCGUUGUUUAGUGCCAGUGACUAUGAAGUAGCCCCUCCUGAGUAUCAUCGGAAAGCAGUAUAAUACCAGUGAUAAUUGGAUCCGUGUGAUACUGUCCACUUCCAUAUCUCGUUCUUCACCUUUCGAUUGCACACGUUAUGUAAGCGUAAAGUGAAUAAAGUUGUGUGUUUCAAAUGGAACUGGCAUUUGUAAGUCCAGCAGAUUUCACCUCCCAGAGCAGAAGCUUGGAGUUGAACGGGUGCUCUUCAGUGUUUCUGGCUCACUGCUGUUCGCUUCAGUGGACUGUAAAAAGGACGCAUUAUGGUAUGUCGUUGUACGAACUCGUCAGUGCUUGUGGGUCUGUAUUGACAUUACCGUGUGCUUCGCUAUCCCGCUUUAUUGCGUAGUGAUGACAGACACAGGCUCUCCAGCCCCCGAGGGCUGGGCUCACCCAGUGCUGGUGCUGUGACUUCAUCUGACUCAAACCCAUUCACUUGGUGUUGGAAGUGAAACAUUUCCUCCGUAUGUGUAUGCUGUUAUUUAGGUGGUUGAAGGACUGUGACUUUUAUAUUCUAACCAUUAUUGUACCGUAGGGUCUUGGAAAUGUUGGUCCUUUCACAGUGUUUUACAAACCUUCAAAUAAACUUUUUUAAUUUCA